Messenger RNA from Fomitiporia mediterranea MF3/22, 2541 nucleotides. RefSeq lists its product as uncharacterized. Lineage: Eukaryota; Fungi; Basidiomycota; Agaricomycetes; Hymenochaetales; Hymenochaetaceae. The coding region runs from base 176 to 1039 and encodes 287 amino acids. The transcript is spliced from 5 exons. The record is from RefSeq and is a predicted model, not a curated record.
AAUGAUGCUUGCAAGGAUUGCCCAACCCUAGGUCUUGGUUCCUUUUCCGCCUACACACUACAAGUACAUGGAACUAUUACUCACGCUCUUUCAUCUUCUCUUGUUUGAUUUCUUUUUUCCAUCUCAAACUCCUUUUCAAACUAGUCCAGGCGAUCUUGACUCUCCAGAAUCUGUCAUGGAUGACUGGCUAUUUCCUACAAACUUUACGUACACAUCAGCAUGGACUACAUCUUCUCUCGUUAACAAGCCUUCCGUUAAACACAUCGACUUGUCGAAUGAAGAAUUAGGGGUACAUCGGAUAAGUACAAGGACCCCUCCAUGCGAAGUCGUGUCAGCCCCGAAUGUCUCUACAGACAGACCGCAGAAAGCCUGGAGAGCCGUAUAUCCUGAGGGCAGUAUCAACCCAAAGGGGGCAAUACCUGGAGGCUUUGGUUUUUAUCUCAGUGGACCGAGUGACUUUAAGGAUAGGCUUCCUGAGGCAAAGGAAGUGAUUUUUGGGUAUUCGGUACUGUUUCAGGAAGACUGGGAAUGGGUAAAAGGCGGCAAAUUACCCGGCGCAUUUGGAGGUGAAGGACGAAGUGCAUAUUCUUGCACUGGAGGUCGGAAAGAAGGCCGUGAUUCUUGCUUCAAUUUACGACUCAUGUGGAGAGGUGAAGCUGCCGGAGAACUCUAUGCUUACCUACCGUUAUACGACGAAAAUACUUCUCGGCUUCUAGAGAUCCCUCCCAAGUCGUUUCGGAAUCCUGACUAUGGCUUCUCCGUCGGGAGGGGCGCUUUUACAUUCAAAGCAGGGAAUUGGACUACAAUAACGGAGCGUGUAAAGCUAAACGACAUUGGUGUUGCGAACGGCGAGAUUGAGAUUCGUAUAAAUGGAAAUUCCUCCAUACUCGCAACCGGUUUGAUCCUUAGGACGACUGAAGAAUCAGCUAUUCAGGGGAUGCACUUUGAGACUUUCUUUGGUGGACAUACCUUAGAUUGGGCUUCACCAAAGGAUCAAUACGCGUGGUUCGCUGAUAUCUCCGGGGCGAUUAUUGUGUGAACUUUACCAAACCUUGCAUGGGACAUCUUUUUAGCUGGUUCAGGAACGGAGAAUAUAUCAACUGACGUCGGAUUUGUCAACUUUGCGACAAUUACAACCAAUUGCGCGGCUUAAUUCACCUGCAACUACACAAUCUCCAUGCUGUAAGAUUUUAAGGAAACAGCACUGAGGGCUGAAAAAUCAUCUGGCUCUGGCACUACUGGCCCAUAACGUCGAGGUUGCCUUGCACCACUGCAGGUGCUGUUGGAAGAUGACGAGGCGCGGGAGGGGGUGAAGGCUUGGCAACGCAAAGAGGUAGAACUAUUAUGAGCUCGGUUCGAGCGCAAAACAACACACCGAACUUGCAAUGUCUUCCAUCGUACACCUUCAUGCACCCUCACCUCUGUUAUUGCAGCUCGCUUUGCAAUUGAAUUCUUACUGUACAACCUGAUCCCUUUGCGUAUCAUGCCGUAUCCCGCCGCUCAAUGCAACCUACAUACUCGUAUAUGUACGCUCGCAUUGCUCCAGCCGCCCUUUGAACUGUCCAAGUACCUGCUCUGGCAGACGCAUACGAACCUCAUUCCUGCCUUCUGCCGUCAAAAAUCGUGCAAAAUCAAUUAUUGUUGUCUUUCCAGUCGCAAAGAUUGUCCAAGUCGGGAAGGAUGGGGUCGCUGAUAUACUUCCUUGUGCUCGCAUUCGUGACUCUCACAGGCAGAGUAGUCGCAUCUACUCACAAUGCGCGAAAGAGGAAGGUGGAGCGCGGACCUGAGAAGGUUGAACUACAGGUCUUUGACGAGAAGGCCGAAAUUCGCGAGGCACUAGGAGGGGCAACGAGUCCGAGCUUGCCAAUGUUCCGCAUUCGACGGACACUCUUCCCGUCUGGCGCUUGCAGUACCCUUGAAGGUACCUUGAAGGAGAAACAGGAAGCUCUCCUUACGGAGCGAAGCAAUUUAAAGAAGACUCUCAGAAUCAUAAUUCCUGGUGGCGAGGUGUGUAAUUUCCGAGGCAUCUCAACAUUCGAGUAUAACGUUCAGUUAUAUGCUUUCGGAGGAUAGGCGUUGAGAAGGCGUCCGCGAGUUUCGGAGAUCCCACCUUCUUUCAAUUUCUACGCGGAGCAACGACAGAGGGGACAAGACGCCACAUCCAUCUCAACGCUCGCCACAUCCAUUAAUGUACCUAAAGUUUAUACUGCAUUAGCUACGGAAAAAUCGCCUCCUAUUCAUACGGAAGCGACAACAAGAAAGGCAUCACCUUGGUCUUAUGAAUCGGACGCCUCUAGUAUGGUAUUGUCAAAUGGGGUCGACAAUGACCGGAUUGACGCACACUCACAUGGUAUUUCACGUGUUGGAAUACUGAAGAUCGAACGGAUGGAUAAACAAUUUCGCGUUGCAAAGAGUUUCAUCGGCGACUGAUGAGACAAUGGUCCGGUUGUCAACCUUGUUUGACCUAGUUAGUGGUGGUUUUACUUUCUUGUUGAUUUGUCAUGGACUACACCAGCUUCGGGACAUUCAUCCUCAUUCUGC